This is a messenger RNA of Elephantulus edwardii (Cape elephant shrew), 642 nucleotides long. RefSeq names its product F-box/WD repeat-containing protein 12-like. The transcript has 6 exons. Lineage: Eukaryota; Metazoa; Chordata; Mammalia; Macroscelidea; Macroscelididae. The record is from RefSeq and is a predicted model, not a curated record. The coding region runs from base 1 to 642 and encodes 213 amino acids. Gene Ontology annotation, molecular function: protein binding.
AUGAUGAUCUUUGGCGAGAAUUUAGCCUCCAUUGCCUAUAUCUCAGGAAGUGGCUUCACUAUGGAUGAACAAGAAAGUUCAAUCAUCUGUGGUGGGGUAAUGAGCAACAGACUUUAUGCCUGGGAUGUGAAAACGGGGAAUAUGAUCUGGGCAAGCCAAGUGCAGGAGUAUUACAUCAUUAAUAUGAUAACCGUCCCUCAGAUGCAUCUUAUAUUCACUUCAGAUUUACAUAAUAAUGUCAAAAUGUGGAAUUGCUAUAACACAGAGCCUCUGGCUGCCGCUAACUUGAGCUUGCGCUGCUGUUGUAUAGAAGUCUUUAUCAUAAAUCGUUGUCCAUUUCUUGUGAUUGGUGGUUCUGAUGGUCACAUCUACACCUUAACAAUGCCUAACUUAAGGUGCAUUUCUAGGAUUUUUGUAUUCAAAUAUCAGAUUGACCAUCUACUCUGCUCUCCUGAUAAGAAAUAUAUCUUUGCAAUUGGAUAUUUCAUGUUAACUCCUCACCAUAUUGGAUCCUAUGAUGGAAAUAUGAUUGUCUUUGAAAAUCAUCCACACCUGCUCCUCUACACCAUUGAUGGCAACAUGAUACAUGAUUUUUGCAACCAUGACCGUGACAUCACCUGCUUAUCAAUGGUUGGUUUUUAG